AUGAAGAAGGCUCUCUCUGAAGCCGGUAGCUUGUCUGGGUGGGAGUUGAAUGACAGUGAUGACGAAGCGGAGCUCAUACAAUCCAUCAUCAAUGAAUUAUCAAGUCGUCUCAGACCAAGAUCCUUAUAUGUCGCUAAGUAUCCAGUCGGUAUAGAAUCCCAAGUUCAAAAUCUGAUAAGUUUGUCAGAACCAGCUGGCAGUGAUGUUUUGAUGAUAGGUCUAUGGGGACCUGGUGGCAUCGGAAAGACAACGAUUGCUAAGGCACUAUAUAAUGCUAUUGAGAACCAAUUUCAGGGUUGUAGUUUUUUGGAGCGAGUUAUAGAAAAAUCGAACCAAAGCGGUGGUCUUGUUGCUUUGCAAGAACAACUUCUAUCUGAGAUCUUUUCUUGUCCAGAAUUUACGGUCUACUUUGUUGACAGAGGAAUUAGUUUGAUACGGGGAAAGACUAUGUCGCAAGAAGGUUCUCUAGUUCUCGAUGAUAUUGAUGAUAUGGAUCAACUAAAUGCCUUAGCUGGAAAAGGCGAUUGGUUUGGCAAAGGGAGAAUCAUUGUUACAUCAAGAGAUAGACAUUUAUUAACUUCUUAUGACAAAAAUUAUGUGCAUGAAGUCAAAAUUUUGGAAGACAAUGAAGCACAAGACCUUUUGGUCAGCAUGCCUUUACAAACAGCAAUAAAGUAG
Molecule: messenger RNA, 678 nt
Organism: Eucalyptus grandis
Lineage: Eukaryota; Viridiplantae; Streptophyta; Magnoliopsida; Myrtales; Myrtaceae
Product: disease resistance protein RPV1
Exons: 2
Coding region: 1-678 (225 amino acids)
Biological process (GO): defense response
Molecular function (GO): ADP binding
Source: RefSeq, a predicted model, not a curated record